This is a messenger RNA of Cuscuta epithymum, 2254 nucleotides long. Lineage: Eukaryota; Viridiplantae; Streptophyta; Magnoliopsida; Solanales; Convolvulaceae. The record is from the annotation of a GenBank genome assembly.
GUAAACUCCAUCAGUGAUCUCAGACAUAACCACAUUUUAUCAUCAUUUCAUGGUAAUCACGCAAAGGUACUCAAAAUAGAGGCAGAAAUGCUGCCAUUUUCCCGUUUCAAAAAACAGGCCAUACCUCUUUCUGAUGUAACCAUCUCCUGAUUCUCCUCUUCUACUUUAUUUCGCGCAUACCAGAUUUCACUCGCAAAAAAAAAAAAAAAUAGAGUGUAUGAUAAGGAUCCUGAUUGGAGGGAGGCCUUUUCCUGAUAUGAUAGUCCACCCAGAGUAAUUUGGGUGGCGGACACAACAAAGCAUUCGCUGUCCCCACGCUUUCUCUGCAAAACCCCCCGAGAAUCACUUCCUGAAAAAGAAAAAUCCGUCUUCACCGUUUAUAUUCACUGUCCUCUUGCCCCACCCACUCCCAGACCCGCAGAGACUUUGAGUUGAUGGAAUGGAAUUCCGCAAAAACACCAACAACCCUAGCUAGCUAAGCUACUAUUCAUCAUGAAUCUAUCUUUCAAUCACCACCCAAACCCUAGCCCCCCAUGAUCCAGUCUUUAAAGUUUCUGCUUGGACAGAUUCCGCCCAGUUUCGAUUCCUUUGCGCCAGUCUGUUAGUCGUCUCUAUAUAAGGUAAGUUCAUCUCUCACUUUUCUCCAGAUCAGAUCUCUUCACCGAAUUUGUUUCUUUAUUUGUUUCCCGAAAUUGGGUGUUCAAAGAUCUGAUCUUUUUCGUGUUUUUUGAGAAGAUCCAGUAAGGGAUGGGGUUCGAGGUAUAUUUAUGGAUGGAGAUCUGUCGUUCUUGAUUAUUUUCUUGGUUUCUUUUUUUGAUUAAUUAUUUGUGUGUUGUUGGUUGUAUUUGAAGUGUGUCUCUGGUAUGGCGAAUCCAUGGUGGAGUGGGAAUGUAUCUAUGAAUCAAAUGAAUCAAAUGGAGAUGAACAGCCAUCUUGGGCUGAUGAGGGUCGGGCAGGAGUUCUUGCCGGCCGGAGAAGCCACCAGCAGCGGGAGUCAGAACCCUGGCAGCGAUGGGAACCACGGCGGUCAGGACGAGGAGGCUGAGUACGACGGCGAGGAGCAAAACGCCAUCGUUGCUCAUGAACAGGGCACAACUUCCGGCCGCCGGCCGAGGGGGAGGCCGCCGGGGUCGAAGAACCGACCCAAACCUCCGGUCAUCAUUACUAAGGAGAGUCCCAAUUCCCUCCGCAGCCACGUGAUGGAGAUCAGCAGUGGGAGUGACAUCAUUGAGAGCAUCGCCGCCUUCGCGCAGCAGCGCCGCCGUGGAGUGUCGGUCCUAAGCGGCAGCGGGAUAGUGGCCAAUGUGAGCUUCAGGCAGCCAACGGUGCCCGGCGGGGUGAUUACGCUGGAGGGGAGGUUCGAGAUACUGUCUUUGUCCGGAUCUUUUUUACCGGCUCCUUCGCCUGCCGGAGCGACGGGAUUGACGGUGUACUUGGCCGGUGGUCAGGGCCAAGUUGUGGGCGGAAUUGUUGUUGGGGCACUGAUGGCAUCGGGACCGGUGAUGGUUAUCGCCGCCACUUUCACCAAUGCAACCUACGAAAGACUGCCUCUCCAGGAGGAAGAGCCGCCGCUGCCGACAAAUGAAGGCGGUGGAGCAAGAACUGCUGAUCCUUCACCUCCUCCAUCCAUCCCUUUGUACAACUUACCGCUAAACUUGUUAUCCAACAAUGGCCACAUUCCCCAUGAGGUGUUUUGGUCUACUCCUCCUCGUCCACCGCCCUCUAACUAUUAAGAGUUCGUUUGGUAACAAUGGAGGGGAUAUCGGGACACUUGGGACCUCUCCUAUCCAACGCGGGGCUAUAGAGAAAUUAUGCGUACAUAUCGCUCUCAAUUGACCAUUAUCUUCAAUUGAAACUCCCGCAUCUUGAAUCAACCGAAACGCUCCUUAUAAAGCUCUUGGAGUAAAGAAACUCUCCCAAAUCCCAUAUACCCUCACAAACAAGCCCUAAGUUAUAUACUUCAUCAGUCUUAAAAAAACAUCUUUGUAAUAAUGCUCUAUGUGAAAUUUUAGAAAGCAACCAUGAACUAAGUAGUGUAUAUGUAAGGAGACCUAAGAUAGAGCAAGUUUAAGAUUUUCAUGGUAGAUCAGACUUUAUUGUGCACUCAGUAAAUAUAUCAUUCUCUUGUUAGGUUUUACAUGAUCAUUCUAUUAUUGCAUUGUAUUGAGAUUUGUUGUUGUUGUUUCUAGGGUUUAACAUUGUUGUAUGUGAGUAUGGAUGUUAAAUAAAUCAGAUUUCAUUCUAAACUUGCUUA